AUGCAACUCCGCAAAGCUGCUCGCAUAAUCUUAGUCGGCGCUCCUGGUGUAGGCAAGGGUACCCAGUCUGAGCGUAUGCUUCAGCGGUUUCCCCAACUAGCCUCGAUCAGCUCCGGAGAUCUCUUGAGAGACAACGUUCGCAGACGGACUCCGNNCUUGGUACCACACGCUCAUGCCUUUUCCAUGAGACAACUGCUGACUUCUGAGUCCAUAGGCAUUCAAGCCGAAUCCCUUAUGAAAGCAGGUUCACUUGUUCCUGACUCGACCAUCUUGCGCCUGAUCACAAACGAGUUGACCACUCGGGGAUGGCUUACUCCCUCUACAACACAGAAACCUUUGAUCAUGAACUCCGUGGCAUCCUCGCUUAACGCCUUCACGUCUUCUCAAGACGAUUUCAUUACUCCAACGACUGCACACCAGGGUCAAUACGACUUCAGCGAUCAGCCAAAUGCCUCUUUCAUCCUCGAUGGCUUUCCUCGCACUGUUGACCAAGCCAUUCAACUUGACAAGUUGAUUCCGAUCAACCUUGUUGUCCAGUUGAACACUCCCACAUCCGUCAUCCUUGACCGCAUCUGUAAUCGCUGGAUCCACGCUGCGUCCGGUCGGGUAUACAACACUACCUUCAACGCCCCCAAAAUUGAAGGAAAAGACGAUAUCACUGGCGAGGCCUUGAUUCAAAGAGACGACGACAAACCGGAGACAUGGCUGGCUCGUCUGAAGAAGUUUGAAGAAACCAGUCAACCUCUGCUCGAACACUACGACAAGCUUGGCGUUCUCUGGAGAGUCGAGGGUAACAGCAGUGACGAAAUCACUCCCAAGCUCUUCGAUGAGUUCAACAAGAGAUUUGGAUUGUCAUGA
Aureobasidium musti is the source of this 858-nucleotide messenger RNA. The record is from the annotation of a GenBank genome assembly. Lineage: Eukaryota; Fungi; Ascomycota; Dothideomycetes; Dothideales; Saccotheciaceae.